Molecule: messenger RNA, 2466 nt
Organism: Engraulis encrasicolus (European anchovy)
Lineage: Eukaryota; Metazoa; Chordata; Actinopteri; Clupeiformes; Engraulidae
Gene: eif4a1a
Product: eukaryotic translation initiation factor 4A1A
Exons: 11
Coding region: 106-1320 (404 amino acids)
Molecular function (GO): RNA binding; ATP binding; RNA helicase activity
Source: RefSeq, a predicted model, not a curated record
UGUGACGGGAAUGAUUGAUUGGAAAUUGCUGCAAUCAGAGAUCGCCUUCUCUCCUUACCUUUAACUAUAUAGGACAUUUCCGCUACACAACCAUUCUUUGUGAUAAUGUCGGCAGAAGAUAGAACAAGAGACAAUGGCCCGGAAGGCAUGGAGCCCGAUGGUGUCAUUGAGAGCAACUGGAAAGAGGUCGUGGACAGCUUUGAUGACAUGAACUUGCAUGAGACUCUUCUCAGGGGAAUCUACGCUUAUGGUUUUGAAAAACCUUCUGCCAUCCAGCAGAGGGCCAUUCUCCCUUGCAUCAAGGGGUACGAUGUCAUUGCACAAGCUCAGUCGGGCACAGGCAAGACGGCCACGUUCGCCAUCUCCAUCCUGCAGCAGAUUGACAUUGAACUGAAGGCGACCCAGGCCAUGGUGCUGGCUCCCACACGCGAGCUGGCGCAGCAGAUUCAGAAAGUCAUCCUGGCUCUUGGAGACUACAUGGGGGCCUCCUGCCACGCCUGUAUCGGAGGCACCAACGUGCGCACUGAUGUCCAGAAGCUUCAGGCCGACGUCCCCCACAUCGUGGUAGGAACCCCUGGUCGUGUCUUUGACAUGCUGAACCGCAGAUACCUCUCGCCUAAGUACAUCAAGCAGUUUGCUCUGGAUGAAGCUGACGAGAUGUUGAGUCGAGGGUUCAAGGACCAGAUCUACGAGAUUUUCCAGAAGCUGCCCUCUGACACCCAGGUGAUCCUGCUGUCGGCCACCAUGCCCCAGGAGGUGCUGGAAGUCACCACCAAAUUCAUGCGUGACCCCGUCCGCAUCCUGGUCAAGAAGGAGGAGCUGACCCUGGAGGGUAUCCGACAGUUCUACAUCAAUGUGGAGAAGGAGGAGUGGAAGCUGGACACUCUUUGCGAUCUCUACGAGACCCUGACUAUUACUCAGGCCGUCAUCUUUGUGAACACACGCCGAAAGGUGGACUGGCUGACCGAGAAGAUGCACAGCAGGGAUUUCACAGUCUCUGCCCUGCACGGUGACAUGGAACAAAAGGAGCGUGACAUCAUCAUGAAAGAGUUCCGCUCUGGUUCCAGUAGAGUCCUCAUCACUACUGACUUGCUGGCACGUGGUAUUGAUGUGCAGCAGGUAUCCUUGGUCAUCAACUAUGACCUUCCCACAAACAGGGAGAACUACAUUCACCGAAUUGGCCGUGGUGGUCGUUUUGGCAGAAAGGGCGUGGCCAUCAACAUGGUGACUGAGGAGGACAAGCGCGCUCUGCGGGACAUCGAGACCUUCUACAACACCACCGUGGAGGAGAUGCCCAUGAAUGUGGCCGACCUGAUCUAGAUGCCCCCUGCCCACCGCCCUGACCCCCUUCCUUUGGGCCCUUAUCCCCCCCACCCAACCUCUCUUUCCUUUACUGCCCCCCACCCCAGAUGGCCCCCACCAUGUUUGAAGUUUUUGCCCAUCCACCACCACCACCACCCACCCACUCACUCUCUCACUUUUUUUUUUGGCUUAUUUUUGUUUUUUGUUUUUUUGCUCAACGGCUGGACACAUCCCAUUUUGUAGAGGGGCGGGUUUUAACUUGUAGCAUAAACUCAUCUUCACAGUAUUUCAGAGGAUUUCGAAAGAUCUUGGACUGAAAUGACUCAUUUGCCACUCAUUAAAAAAGAAGCCCGCCCCCGGAAAAACCACCUGUCCUCCAACAUGAUGGUGUACAAAUGCUGACUUGCUCUCUUUUUAAUUCCACGUGGAUCUGACUACUUGUAACAUUCAUAUUUUAAAAAGGAAAAAAAAGGUGUUUGUAAUUUUAAUUAUAUUUAAAAGGGUGGUCCGUUGUGCACACAAUAACAUGUAGAUUUGAGGUGGGUGGUGUUGUAUACUAUCAAGGAAUAAACUUUCUGAAGGUAGUUGCAAGGUGAGUGUUUGUUCUGAGGUGAUUGUUUCUCUUAGGGUCAGAGUAGUUUGUACUGACUUGAUUAUUUUGCGUCAAGAGGCUGAGAAAUCCUUGACCAAAGUAACAUUCCAGUAUUUCCACAAGCAAAAUUUACUCUUGUCAUUUUUGCCUCUUCAUUGGAGGAUGGGGUGAGCCGUUUCAAUAAAUGUAUUGAAAUCAAGAAAUCAUGACAUUUUUUUUUAUUUUUAUUUGAUUGGACACACUUUUUCUGCUGUCCAUAGAAAUAUUGUUUACUAUAUUGUAUAAUAGCGCCUACCACCCUUUCCCAUAGUUGCAGGUUGCUUAAAGGCAUUAUGGUGAAGCUAGUGGGAUUUUUUUUCUUUCUCUCUCUCUCUCUCUCUCUCUCUCUCUCUCUCUCUCUCUCGCUCUCCUUUUCCCCCUUGUCAUCGCACUACAGAUUCUGAGCGCAUGACUUUUGGUCUGUAUUGAACUGCAUAUGUACCGGGAGUGUCUAUUCUGUAACCUACCUCACCAAGUUGUGUUGGAGGGGUUUCGAUGUAAGGACCAAAAUUAAAAUGACUGAGUAUAUUAGA